Zea mays is the source of this 1299-nucleotide messenger RNA. RefSeq lists its product as uncharacterized. Gene Ontology annotation, cellular component: membrane. Bases 263 to 877 code for a protein of 204 amino acids. Gene Ontology annotation, molecular function: NAD(P)H dehydrogenase (quinone) activity; FMN binding. NCBI's taxonomy places the organism in Eukaryota, Viridiplantae, Streptophyta, Magnoliopsida, Poales, Poaceae. The transcript has 4 exons. The record is from RefSeq and is a predicted model, not a curated record.
GUGACGUGCUGCUGGGCUGUGGCGCCCGCCACGAUUGGCACCACAUAGCCUGGCGCCUGCAGGUCAAACCGGACGCGAGCCCGGGCAGUGCAGUGGUCCUACAAAUACUCUCCCCGCCCCGCAUCCGCACACUGCAUCCCAUCCCACGAAAACAAGCAGAGAGAGAACCCCAGCGGGCAAACGCCUCCCCCCCCCCCCCCCCCCCCCCCCCUUGCCUCCAGGCCCCAGAUCCGGCCAUCCGGGUAGCUCCAGCCCUUCUCCAAUGGCAGUCAAGGUCUACGUCGUGUUUUACUCCACCUACGGGCACGUUGCCAAGCUUGCUGAGGAGAUGAAGAAAGGCGCCGCUUCAGUUGAAGGCGUGGAGGUCAAAGUAUGGCAGGUCCCGGAGAUUCUGUCCGAGGAGGUGCUCGGCAAGAUGGGCGCGCCACCCAAGACCGACGCGCCGGUCAUCACCCCGCAGGAGCUGGCGGAGGCCGACGGCGUCCUCUUCGGGUUCCCCACGCGGUUCGGCAUGAUGGCGGCGCAGAUGAAGGCCUUCUUCGACGCGACCGGCGGGCUGUGGCGCGAGCAGAGCCUGGCCGGCAAGCCCGCCGGCCUCUUCUUCAGCACCGGCUCCCAGGGUGGCGGCCAGGAGACCACGCCGCUGACGGCGGUGACGCAGCUGACGCACCACGGGAUGGUGUUCGUGCCUGUGGGGUACACGUUCGGCGCCAAGAUAUUCGACAUGGAGAGCGUGCACGGCGGCAGCCCGUACGGCGCGGGCACGUUCGCCGGGGACGGGUCGCGGUGGCCGACGGAACUGGAGCUGGAGCACGCCUUCCACCAGGGCAAGUACUUCGCCGGCAUCGCCAAGAGGCUCAAGGGCGGCUCCGCCUGAUAUCGCUCGCACCCUCCUAUACGUAUACAUAAUUAUUAUAGGGAACAUAUCUGGUGCAUAUAUAAAUUUAGUGUACAUGGUGCAUAUAUUAAAUCAGCAUUACUCAUUUUAGAUAUAAUGUCUCUAGUUGUUGGUAUAUUUUGCUAAGAACACCCUCCGACGUGGUGAAGUAUAGCGGUGGAAAAUAUUAUUUAUAAAUUGCAAUGAUCAACUAGAGACGUUAAAUCUAAAAUAAAUAGUGAUGAUUUAAUAUGUGCACCAUAUAUACUAAGCUUCCAUGUACACCAGAUAUGUCCUCGUUAUUACAUGUACACGAGGUAUGAUAUGCAUUCCAUGUUUUCGUGGUGGUUUCGAUUGUAUUGUUGUGUGAAAUUUGGUAAUCGGACCCAUAUUAAUUAAUAAUUAUGGCGUCAUUCAUGUGA